Molecule: messenger RNA, 1636 nt
Organism: Lytechinus variegatus (green sea urchin)
Lineage: Eukaryota; Metazoa; Echinodermata; Echinoidea; Temnopleuroida; Toxopneustidae
Exons: 4
Coding region: 309-1073 (254 amino acids)
Source: RefSeq, a predicted model, not a curated record
AUGUGUCUCCGUGCGACAUGUUCGGUUAUCAGUUGGAUGAUCAACGCAUAAUCAUGUCAUUUCCUGCGACAUUAAUUCGUUGAUGUGAUAUCAUGCGUCGCUGCGACAUUAGUAGUCGUAACAACGCCCACUCUUGCUAAAACCACCUAACAAUCACGUUUGCAACUUCAGAUAAUUAUUAACUCGUCGAAAAUAGGAAGUUGUUAAUUCAUAAAUAACUCGCAUCUUGCUGCCGUCUUCGAAUAAUCUUCGACCAAACAUUACCUGUUAGUCAUUCGAUAGUUUUGCUGCCUAUAGCUUCUCGAUGAAUGUUGCCGAGCCUCGGUCCUAAGAUGCCAGGUUUUCGCAUCCUAAUAGGCCUACUGGUUUCUUUUUCAUCUGCCAUUCAUUUGUCAGACAGUUCCUGUCCUGAUGGGUGGGAUGGUAUAGGAACUAGAUGCUACAAACGUCUACCGACUUUCCAACUUGGAUAUCUUGACGCUGUUUCUACAUGUGAGUCAAUUGGAGGCAGCCUCUUCGUUCCUAAUAACGAAGACGAGAUCGCAAUUGUCUCUUCCCAGUACGGAAAACGAUAUUAUUUUGAUGAAGCAGUGUAUAUGUGGGUUGGAUGUGAAUACGAUAGAGAAGAGGAUAUCUUCAUUUGCGUAGAUGGCACUAAGCUUCAUCUCAACAAUAGCUGGUGGUAUCGACUUGAUAUGUUCGUUAACGAGCCAUCUUACCGACUUCAUAUUACAAAGCACGAAACAAUGUGUGCAUCGUACCAAACCUUCGGUAUGAUGCACAUUGAAUGCUCAAUUACCUCAGUGGAGUUGGUGACACUUUGCGAAGCCGGCCUUCUCUCGAUUCCUCAUGUUGGCAUACAACCAAAGAUCUUCACUCCAUCUACGGACAACAAGGGACGUGCUCUGAUUGGUUACUGCCGUAUUGACCCUGACGAUCACGUGAUUAACCCUUCAUCAGGACAAGAGCCACCGUGCGCUGUAGCUUGCAAAAAUAUUAAAGAGAUUCAAAAGAAAUUCAUAACGAAUGAAUUAAAAAAAAUGAAUAAAAUAAGAAGGCAUCGAUUACGGUAGACUUAUCAGUACGUAUGCCUUAUCACAAGUGGAACUCUUGAGAUAAUAUUCAAAAUUUGAUUUUAUUCGGCUGAAUUAUAAGACUGCAUAAAGAAAAAGCAAAGACGGAUCAAAGACCGAUACUUUUCGUCUACAAAUCAUUUACAAAAUAAAGUUUUAUAUCAUGGCAAAAUGUCCUUAUAAUGUCGCACUCGCAUCAUGUGCGAUCCAUAUCCACUUUAGAAUUUUCCUACACAGUGCUUAAAUUCACCUUGUCUCGCCUGAACGAAGUCCGGCAGAACUUUUUCUGUUAACCUUUCGUCUGUUAAUGUCUGGAAAUGCAGUUACCAGAAUGACAAUUAUAUCUAGUAUUUACACUAAUUUAAAUACUCAAGCUUCAAGGGCCUAGCGGAUUUGCGGGAUGGGCUAGAAUGAAUGGACUUUCAGAAAUCAACGAAAGUGCAUCUAAUCAAGGAGGAAUAGUGGCAAGAGACCGCGGGGGCCAGUCAAAUGUACUGCUAUACACACGCGUGGCCAAAUUAUUUCCAGACACCCUCUAAACGAGUUUUUCUCUGUGUGGAAAA